Theobroma cacao (cacao) is the source of this 1236-nucleotide messenger RNA. RefSeq names its product TRAM, LAG1 and CLN8 (TLC) lipid-sensing domain containing protein. Lineage: Eukaryota; Viridiplantae; Streptophyta; Magnoliopsida; Malvales; Malvaceae. The record is from RefSeq and is a predicted model, not a curated record. Gene Ontology annotation, cellular component: plasma membrane. Gene Ontology annotation, biological process: phospholipid homeostasis; regulation of membrane lipid distribution; plasma membrane organization.
UAAUCUGUGCUGACUUCCAACGAACAAAAGUAAAAGCUAUCAGCCUAUAACCCUCCAAAGCGGCAAGUGUCUCUCAUCCCUUUUCUCUCUCACACACUCUCACCUCGCUGUUUAGUUCUACUAUUCUUUCUACAUACAGAGCCAAAGCAAUGCCUCGGACAUAUCAAAGUUCGAGCAGCGACAAGGCAGGGACUUUCUUUUUUGCAACCCUGGUUCUAUGGUUUGUUUCUGUUCUGUUCGAAAUUGUGUUCAACAAGCGGAGAGAGCUCCUUUACGUCGUUGCUGGUGGUUGCUUUUACCAAAUAGCAAAUUGGGUUAUUAGAGUUCGCGUCUCUCGUGAUCCUCUCUUUGUUAACACCUCUGUCUCUCUCCUUCACUCCACAAUCACCUCUACUUCAGUGGUUUUCAUUUUGGUUAAUCAGUGGUUAAGGACUGGUUUCAAGAGGAUGUUUGAUCAUACACAACUUGUUGAGGGUACUUGGCCUUGGGCAUACCAGGCUUUAUGCUUCUCAUGUGGCUACUUUGCAUAUGAUCAGUGGGAUAUGCUGCAUUACCAUCUAUAUUCUGGCGUUAUCCCUGCCAUUCUAAUGCAUCACCUAAUACUGCUUAUUUGCUUCACACUUGCGUUGUAUCGACAUGUCACCGUCAACUACCUUAUUCUCACUCUCAUUUGUGAGCUGCAUUCUAUCUUUCUACAUGUGAGGAAAGUGAGACGGAUGGUUGGUGUUCGCGAUGCCAAGAGCAAAGUUGUGAAGGUAGAAUGGGUUCUUAACUGGAUCAUGUUUGUCUUGGCAAGGAUUAUAUCUCAUGUUCUGAUAACCGUAAAGCUAAUCAAAGAUGCUUACAAGUUUGAAAAGGGUGUUGAAUGGCCACUUGCCAUGUUUGGAAUGGCGGGAAUGAAUUUGCUUAAUGCUUUUCUCGGCAUUGAUCUCUUCAAUGCAUUCAAGAGAGAGAAAAAUCCCCAGCAGAAUAAUCAAAAACGCCGUGAAUGACUGACAGAACAAUAUCCGGAAAGACUUCACUAAAUCUUAGAAGUUGUCAUUAUUUUUUCCCAUUGAUUUCACACGGGAAGUUAUAUCCAGCUCGGAAUGUGGUACAUUUUUGUUAGCAUGAUGCAUAUACACAAUGUAAAUUAUGCACAAUGGAAUAUAUGAUUUGUUUUCAACGGUCUAGUGUACACGAAUGAUAUUUGACAGAUUGAACGGAUGUUUUUAUCCAGCAGUACCCCGCUGUCUA